Messenger RNA from Nothobranchius furzeri (turquoise killifish), 1853 nucleotides. It is a transcript of the gene hexim1, whose product is annotated as HEXIM P-TEFb complex subunit 1. Gene Ontology annotation, molecular function: 7SK snRNA binding; cyclin-dependent protein serine/threonine kinase inhibitor activity. Gene Ontology annotation, cellular component: nucleoplasm; cytoplasm; nucleus. The record is from RefSeq and is a predicted model, not a curated record. NCBI's taxonomy places the organism in Eukaryota, Metazoa, Chordata, Actinopteri, Cyprinodontiformes, Nothobranchiidae. Gene Ontology annotation, biological process: negative regulation of cyclin-dependent protein serine/threonine kinase activity; negative regulation of transcription by RNA polymerase II.
CUCUUCUCAAGUAGCAUACUGGACACAGUUGUGAUGGUGAAACGCGGUCUCUGACAGAACGUUAACGCUGACAGCACUGAAACAGUUAAUGGUAGUUACCGACAGUUGCUCUGACAAACCAUUGAAGGAGUAACAAUUUACUUUAUUUUGACUUUGGAUGAGUUUGUUUUCAGACGUGAAAACCUAAACUUUAACUUGAGACUUCAACUUGUUCUGGAAUCCGGAGUUUUUGUAAACAGGAAAAGUUUGUCUUUCAACGAACUUUGAAGUUCAGUCUCAAGGCAAUGAACUUACUCUAAAAUGCGCUGAAGCCGAGCCAUCAUAAGGGAUCAUCAGAAUGACAGAGCCAAUGGAGCAGACCCAUGACCUGGAAACUUUGGGCAGCCCAUCAGGUGGGAGAAGCGGGGACGCUUUGGAGCAUCACCCAGCCAACAACCAUGCUGCACCACAGAACGGCGACAGGGGGCGACAGAGAGCGCAGAAUCAUCAGCGGCGGGCGGAGAGCUGCGAGGACAUCAACAGAGACGAGUUAUGGCAAAUGAAAGGCGGACCGAGGGAGGUGUGCCCUUCCUCAGCAGCCGGAAACCAGCUUCUCAAGUACCCGAAUGCAGCCCAGCCUCACAAGACACCCGACGGCCGCUCCUCGGGGGUCAUUAAUCACAACCUACGCGGGAACCGAGCGCUGCAGGUGACUUUUAACCAGAUUCAGGUGGAGAGUUUGCACAUCGACUCCGACACUGGCUUGGAUGCGCGACUGGGAAAGAAGCGGCACAGGCGCAGGAACUCCAAGAAGAAGCGCAACUGGAAGCCUUACAACAAACUUUCAUGGGAGGAGAAGAAAGCCCUGGAGGAGAGAGAGACCGUGAGGGCUUCGCGGAUGAGAGAGGAGAUGUUCGCCAAAGGGCUCCCGGUCGCUCCCUACAACACCACCCAGUUCCUGAUGGACGAGCACGACCGAGAGGAACCCGACCUCAACACCGAGACUGGGGCCAGGCGGUCUUCGGGGGUCGGUGGUCGCAUGGAAGACACCGGUAGCGACGAUGAGGACUUUUGUGACAACGAAGAAGACGACGACGAUGACGGCAGCGGCGGAGGCAGCGAUGGGAUCGGGAGGCCCGGGAAUGCUGGCGGGGAGUUCCUCCAGAGGGACUUCUCUGAGACCUAUGAGAAGUACCACGUCGAGAGCCUGCAGAACAUGACCAAGCAGGAACUGCUGCAGGAGUACCUGGAGCUGGAGAAAUGCAUGUCCCGGCUGGAGGAGGAGAACAACCGGCUGAGGCGUGCCGUGGAGCCUCUGGCCGCACCGGAGAGCUCCCAGGUCCGGAUCAGAGAGAUGGAGCGGGAGCUGGAGAGCCUGAAAGCUCAGAACACGGAGCUGCUUCUGCAGAGUCAGCCCAGCAGGGACAGGGCUCAGGUGGCUACAAACUAGGCUCACCGCGGUAGGGGGGUCCGUUCAGAAGGUAAAACAUGGGACUACUGCGUUGUUUUCAGCUGUCAAGUUUCUCUGUAAACAGUUCGUCAUCUGGACACAAAGUCGUUGCACUCAGAUGCUGCUUUACGUUUAUUUUCCAUCUGACCUCUUCAAAUUUCUUCAAGAGCAAAUGUAAAUAUUUCAAAAUUCAGAUUUUUUUAUAUAUAUAAAACGAGGUGUUUAACAAUAGUAGAUCUUUGUUGUUUUUCAGGUCAACUUUGUAGGCAUAUCUGCUGAUAAAAACUGUCCCAUGUUUCGUUUUGGAUAAAAAUAAAUAAACAUCGUAUUCCCCAGCAGAAGAGAUGACAGCAACUCGGGCCAGCUUUUUAUUCUCUGUUUUUGUCUUGUUUUGCAUAAGUAAACGCCGGAGUUAACAUUUUAA